Molecule: messenger RNA, 3307 nt
Organism: Mizuhopecten yessoensis (Yesso scallop)
Lineage: Eukaryota; Metazoa; Mollusca; Bivalvia; Pectinida; Pectinidae
Product: glycoprotein 3-alpha-L-fucosyltransferase A-like
Exons: 2
Coding region: 202-1629 (475 amino acids)
Cellular component (GO): membrane
Molecular function (GO): alpha-(1->3)-fucosyltransferase activity
Source: RefSeq, a predicted model, not a curated record
CACACUUCGUAUAUACCGUCCUCAGAGGUCCUACCGCGUGUAAACAGACAUUAGUUCACUGUCUUAUUAAGCGAGGCGUAACGUAUAGUAAGUACUGUAUACAUGUAGGGCGUCGGGAGUCGUGUAACAGUCAUUCUAUGUUGGCUAAACGAGUUCCCUGUAUUUGUGAAUGUGCAGAACAGGUGUACUUUCUAUCAAACUAUGGGACUACUGAGAAGAGUGUUCUGGACACGAAACACAAAAUGGCAGGAAAAGGUAUUUAUUCUCACUGUCGUUAUGGUAGUCUGUGUAACAGGAAUGAUCAAUCUGAGACCGCAUUACUUUGUGAGGCAGAUGGAACACAAACACAACUCUCGCAAUGUCAUUAUAACGAAGAAAAUAACGUCAGAUUAUAAUUAUGUAUCGGAGGAUUUUCAUUCAAAAAUAUUUAAUUCAAGUUAUUGUUUAGACAUCUCGAAAUCGCCGACAAGGACAAACUUAAAUGUUGGUUUUGAUAGAACCAAAAACCGGCUACAUCCCAUCAGAUACUUUCCGCCGGAAGUUAACAUUAGCGAAUCGGAGAAACAACGUAUUUUGCGCCUACUUCCGGACGAUUUCCUCCAUACGAAUGCUCCGUCAGAUCGAGUUUACGAACAAUUAGAAUAUGUGCCGAGAACUUACUCCAGUAAAUCGGAUAUCAAAGUUGUGUAUAUUUGGCACAUGGAAAAAUGGACAAACGUUCCCACGGGAUUAGAAUUCUUCAAGCACUGCAAGGUGAACCGCUGUAGUUUAACCCACGAGAGAAGUGCGGAGGCCACGGCUGAUGCUGUUGUGUUUGCUAAUUCUGGAUUUCUACCGUUAUCACCACCUUUUCAAAAAUCAUCUUCUAAACAAAUUGCAAUUUUAAACAUCAAUGAGAGUCCAGAUAGAUCGUGGCCAAUGAAUAACUAUAAAAACUUUUUCAACUGGACAAACACGUAUAGAGUAGACUCUACAAUUUAUGAUCCCUAUUUCAAAAUUGGACGGAAUUGUUGGACGCCUCCUGAUAUCCCGACCCCAGGUCGCAAUUUCGCCGAGGGCCGGACCAAAAAGGUCGCUUGGAUGGUUUCUAACUGCAAUAUUGUAAAGAGUGGACGUAUGGAGUAUGCAAGAGAACUGGGUAAACACGUGCAAGUGGACAUUUACGGGCACUGUGGUCCACUGUCUUGUCCAGCGUCCAAACACAAAGAAUGCGUCGAAAUGACCAGGAGGGACUACAAGUUCUACCUGUCGUUUGAGAACCACAAAUGCCACGACUAUUUGACGGAGAAAGUGAUGAACGCUUACGAUGCGGAGCUGAUACCCAUAGUAUUAGGAGCCAGGAAGGAAGACUACGCCCAAGUAUUACCUAAACAUUCUUACAUCCAUGUGGAAGACUUCGAGUCCACUCAAAAGCUAGGCGAAUAUUUAAAUCUGUUGGACAAAAAUGACACCUUAUAUAAUGAAUAUUUCAAAUGGAAAGAGACAGGAGAUAAAAUCAUCGAUGAUUUGAAUUGGUGCAGAGUCUGUACACUUCUCCAUGAAACGUCACUUCCGUUAAUGUGGUAUGAGGACAUCCAACAUUGGUGGAAGCCAGAUGGAGCCUGCAAUGGUGCUAAAAAAUGGGAUUGAUUGUUUUUUCUUUUCUUUCUUUUUUUCUUUUUUUUUCAACAACUUCACAAAGAGAGAAUGGGAGGGUGGAAUUUUAAACAUUCAUCAGUGAAUUAUUUUGUCUCCAAAUCUAUACAGGUGCUAUAAUUUGCCGAUAUCUAUCGAUAAUGCCAGAUUACUGCAGUAGACAUGUCCGUCAGAUAUAUGUCAAUGCAUGUAUAGUCAUAACCCAUACCCGGAUGUGUUCAAAUGGCUAAGGCCAGUGUAGCCUAAGGCAUUACUGACCAGGCGAAAAGAAAUAGUGACUAUAACGCUGGACCAAGUUUAUAUACUCGGACUAUACAUAUAUCGCUGUUGGCAAGUAACACCCUAGGCUCAAAUGAUGGUUGCCAAAAUACCAGGAAGUACGGUAUGUACUAUUUUACUCCGAGGACGGUUUAACCAUUUUCCGGACACAAGGGAAUAUGAUACGGAUGUCUGUUAUUUGUGUACGUUGGUAUCCAACUUUCGUACCAGUGUUUGUGGGUGUUUGGUUUUUUAUUUUAUUUAGCAUCGUCUAUAGAGCACAAUUUCCAUACAAACACGUUUCUAUACAAAAAAGGAUUUCGGAAACAUUCGUUUUCGAUAUUGAAUAUGAUUCAACAAAACAUUCUGAUAAUACUAUUUUCCACGUGGAGCCAUGGAAUUACGAUUACGAUUCGGACGACGAAUUGUUGACAACUCCAUCAUCACUGAAAGUAGCAUCAACUCGAACAUAUUCAGUCUCGACAUCGGCUAAAAUAACAGCAUCAUCUUCUACGGAAAGGUCAAGUGCGCUGCCACCUAAAGAACCUACUGAACUAACAACUAAAUUCCAGGGAAGGACUUUUCAGAAAAUAGCGACUCUGGAAAUUUAUGAUUCAAAGUUUACAGACGAAUUUGACCACGGUGUGUCUCGUGACAUACUGGACCUACUGCCUGUUCGGACUCACAUUUUAGACAUGUCAAUCCCUGAAAAAGAUGUGAAAUAUAACGCUGGACGAAUUUUCCAUCAACUGAAUCACGUGUCAAUAAAGUAUAACUCCGCCAAUGUCAAGGUUGUUUAUCUCUCAGGAAAGCAAGGUUUUUGGCACCAUCCGCCAGGGAUGGCGGCGUUUGAGCAGUGUCGUAUAAAGGCAUGUAAGAUAACAUACGAUACAAAACAUGGAGCUGACGCUGACGCAGUUGUGUUUAGUAACCCUGGGCAACUUCCACGGAUACCUCCAUUUCCGAGGAAGUCUCCGAAUCAAGUAUGGGCGGUAUCUAUGAUUGAGUGCCCAAUGAAUUCUAGGACGCUGAAAAAGUACAACGGACUUUUUAAUUGGACCAUGACUUAUCGAACUGAUUCAGUGAUAGAAACACCGUAUUUCAAAUACCAGAAAUAUAAGGACGUUUACACUAAGACAAACAUUACGACAAAUUACGCCAAUAGGAAGACAAAAAAGGUUGCUUGGUUAGUUUCUAAUUGCAUGAUGACAAGAAGUGGGAGGAUGGCUUACGCUAAAAAACUUGCCAAAUAUAUUGAAGUAGAUAUCUAUGGUGCAUGCGGAACAAAACGCUGCCCCCAGAUAGAGGAUGAAAAAUGUAUGCGCAUGCUCGAGACUGAUUACAAGUUUUACUUGGCAUUCGAAAACACCAAAUGUCUGGAUUACGUCACCGAAAAAGCCGUCAAGGCGUUAAA